AUGGGUGACCAACUUAGUGAUCCGGCGAAGAGCAUUCUCGAGGAGAUAUCUGCUAUAGUAGCAGAUAUAGAUAAUGAUCCCGAAGGUGAAAAGAAGAGGGCGAUACUCUCCAAGACAGACAGCGAGGUGGUAUAUGGGACAAGAUUGCUUGUACGCAAGGUUUCAGACUUACGGCAUCAGAUGGACUUCCCGGCGAACAGUACGAUUGCGGUGACGAAAUUCCUGAAGCCGACGGUUAUUCUGAAAAAAGUGACUCGAUAUCUUAUUAUUCUGUCGGAGAAAGCGUGCCUAAAUCCCGGAGGCGAGAUAUGUUAUGGCAACUAUACUAUUACCCACGAUGAGAUUGAGGUUGACCCGGGUGCAAUUAUUAUAUUUAUUACCCCUACACAAGGGUGA
Aspergillus viridinutans is the source of this 396-nucleotide messenger RNA. RefSeq lists its product as uncharacterized. The coding region runs from base 1 to 396 and encodes 131 amino acids. Lineage: Eukaryota; Fungi; Ascomycota; Eurotiomycetes; Eurotiales; Aspergillaceae. The record is from RefSeq and is a predicted model, not a curated record. The transcript has 2 exons.